Xiphias gladius (swordfish) is the source of this 1998-nucleotide messenger RNA. RefSeq names its product WD repeat containing, antisense to TP73 (gene wrap73). Bases 275 to 1624 code for a protein of 449 amino acids. Gene Ontology annotation, cellular component: microtubule organizing center; MWP complex; mitotic spindle. NCBI's taxonomy places the organism in Eukaryota, Metazoa, Chordata, Actinopteri, Istiophoriformes, Xiphiidae. The record is from RefSeq and is a predicted model, not a curated record. The transcript has 13 exons. Gene Ontology annotation, biological process: protein localization to mitotic spindle pole body; microtubule anchoring at mitotic spindle pole body; mitotic sister chromatid segregation. Gene Ontology annotation, molecular function: protein binding.
AUCUGCUCAAACAAACUAGCAACAGUUACAUGAACAACCUGUGUCCCGAAGACAAUCAUGCGAAGAAAAAACUUUUCUAAACCGUUUGUGGAACUUUCGGCGUCUGUCCACUAAUCGACAGAAUGAAAACAUUAUUGACGUUUCACCAUUGAUUGUGAAGACCGUGACGGUUUGCUAAUUUAACUGCUAUAAUGCUAGUAGCUUUAUAUGCUAGCGUCGAAUGAGUCCAGUGACAAUUUAACUGCUAACUUUACGGCACAGUUGUGAUCAUAAGAUGAAUUUCUCUGAGGUCUUCAAGCAAUCCAACCAACUUUGUAAAGUUUCCCCAGAUGGGAAAUAUUUGGCUACCUGUGUUCAGUACAGGCUGGUGGUGCGAGAUGUGAGCACCCUGCAGAUCCUGCAGCUCUAUACCUGCCUGGACCAGAUAUCCCACAUGGACUGGUCUUCUGACUCUCUCUUUAUUCUCUGUGCUAUGUAUAAGAGAGGACUGGUACAGGUGUGGUCUCUCGAAAAGUCAGACUGGCACUGUAAGAUUGAUGAGGGCUCAAUAGGACUAGUCUCCUCGCGCUGGAGUCCAGAUGGACGUCACAUUCUCAACACCACUGAGUUCCAUCUGAGAGUUACCGUCUGGUCCCUGUGCACAAAAGCCGUGUCUUACAUCAAGUAUCCAAAAGCAUGUCAGAAGGGUAUAGAUUUCAGCAGGGAUGGCUGCUAUAUGGCCUUGGCUGAACGCCGUGACUGCAAAGACUAUAUUAGUGUUUUUGUGUGUGAUGACUGGCAUUUACUCAGGCAUUUUGAGACUGAGACGCAGGACCUGGCUGGGUUGGAGUGGUCUCCCAAUGGCUGUGUGCUGGCAGUGUGGGACAGCUGUCUGGAGUACAAGGUAUUGCUGUAUUCUCUGGAUGGCCGAUUGCUGUCAAUUUACAGUGCCUAUGAAUGGUCUCUGGGUGUCAAGUCUGUGACCUGGAGCCCGAGCAGCCAGUUUCUGGCCAUCGGCAGCUAUGAUGAAAAAGUGCGCAUCCUCAAUCACAUCACGUGGAAGAAAAUCACACAGUUAGACCACCCUGCAACCAUCAACAGCACAAAAGCUAUUGUGUAUAAGGAAGUGGAAAGAAGACCAGCUGUUGGCAGCGACGACCUGUCUCUACACAACAUCACAAUUGGCACCACCCUCUUCAACACCCAGAGCAAAUAUGAGAUCUGCCCCCUGCCAGUCCAAAUUCCUGUGGUCAAACCAGACCCAGACCGAGCCAACCCCAAGAUUGGUGUCUCUAUCUUGGAAUUCAGCUCAGACAGUCGCUAUUUGGCUACCAAAAAUGACAACAUGGCCAGUGUUGUCUGGGUGUGGGACAUGCAGAAGAUGAGCCUGGAGGCUGUGCUGGAGCAGACUUCAUCUGUGCGCUGCUUUCAGUGGGACCCCCGACGCCCCCGGCUGGCACUGUGUACAGCCAACACAAAACUCUAUCUCUGGUCACCAGCAGGCUGUGUUUCUGUACAAGUCCCCACUGAAGGUGGUUUCCAGGUGCAGUCACUAAGCUGGCACUGCAGUGGCGACUCUCUGAUCCUUCUUGGAAAAGAGCAGCUGUGUUUGUGCUACAUGGACACUGACCAGGAGGACAACUAAAUAACUGGAACAACUGGAUCAAAAUUUAGGCUUGUGCACUUGGCCAGGAAUAUGUUAGGGUGAUGACCAAAAGACUGUGGGAACACUCCUCCUUUAAAUCUUACCUUUCACGAGUUGAACUGUAGUUGCUCAUCAAGCUUUUAAGGCACUCAGUGCAGGUUACUGAGAUGUUCCUUUCCUUCUCAAGUUAAAAUGUGUUGGAUAAAUAUCACUUCUUAAAUAAAUAAAUAUGUACUGAAGCACUAGUUCCAAACACUGUGAGAAAAUAGAUAUGACAAAUUUUAUAGAUUUCACUGUACUUUUAGUUUUACCUAUUUUGUAUGUGUAUUACCAUGAAAGUUGAUAAGUAUUUUGAAUAAAUUUUGGUAUAAACA